CGACCUCAAGUUUCAGAGAACUAGCUUUUUCCGUCUCAACCAGCAACGUGGAGACUACAAGUCCCGGUGUGCACCGCGGCUCUGGCCGCCAAAGCCGGGAGUGUUGGGAACCUGUCCUGUCAGGGUGGUGUGAGCACAAGCUCAAAAUCUGGAGAUGAGCUAGUAGUCCAGGUUCCUGUGGUGGAUGUGCAAAGUGACAACUUUAAGGAGAUGUGGCCAUCCCUUCUGUUGGCCAUAAAGACAGCUAGCUUCGUGGCUGUGGACACGGAACUGAGUGGGCUGGGGGACAGGAAGAGUUUGCUGAACCAGUGCAUUGAGGAACGUUACAAGGCCGUGUGUCAUGCUGCCAGGACCCGUUCUAUCCUCUCCCUGGGCCUUGCCUGCUUCAAGCAGCAGCCAGACAAGGGCGAACACUCAUACCUGACCCAGGUGUUCAACCUGACCCUGCUGUGCAUGGAAGAGUAUGUCAUAGAACCAAAGUCUGUGCAGUUUCUGGUACAGCACGGCUUCAACUUCAACCGGCAGUAUGCCCAGGGUAUCCCGUACCACAAGGGCAAUGACAAGGGUGAUGAGAGCCAGAGCCAGUCAGUGAGGACACUGUUCCUGGAGCUAAUCCGGGCCCGCAGGCCCCUGAUACUGCACAAUGGUCUCAUAGACUUGGUGUUCCUGUACCAGAAUUUCUAUGCACACCUACCUGAGAGCUUGGGUACCUUCACUGCUGACCUGUGUGAAAUGUUCCCAGCUGGCAUUUAUGACACCAAAUAUGCUGCUGAGUUUCAUGCCCGCUUUGUGGCCUCCUACCUAGAAUAUGCCUUCAGGAAAUGUGAGCGGGACAAUGGGAAGCAGCGGGCAGCUGGCAGCCCACACCUUGUCCUGGAGUUCUGCAACUAUCCUUCUAGCAUGAGGGCCCACAUAGACUACCGCUGUUGUAUGCCCCCUGCAACCCACCGUCCUCAUUCCACCAGCGUCUGUGACAAGUUCUCGGCGUAUGGCUGGUGCCCCCUGGGAUCACAGUGUCCUCAGUCCCACGAUAUUGACCUUAUCAUUGACACUGAUGAAGCUGCCAUGGAGGACAAGCGGCGACGGCGACGACGUAAAGAAAAACGGCGGAGGGCUUUGUUGGGCCUGCCUGGGAAACAGACCUCUGGGGAAACUGAGGAUGGCCCUCCCACGAAGCAGGUCUGUGGGGAAGGCCUCAAGGCUGAGAAAAUUGAGCAGGAGGUGGCUGAGGAUGAGACUAGCAACCAGCCUGGCUCUCAGCAAGGUCACAAAAAUGACCUAGAGGUGGAACUUAAAGCAACAAGGCCUGAAACAGCUGACGUGGCUACCUUAGAAGCACCAGGGAGUCUAGUCGGUCCUAACCCAGUGCCUGCAGAUGGACUGCAUCGGGCUGGUUUUGAUGCCUUUAUGACAGGUUACAUAAUGGCCUAUGUGGCAAUGGGUCAAGGACCUCAGCCCUGUAGCUCUGGACCCUGGCUACCUGAGUGCCACAACAAGGUAUACCUGAGUGGCAAAGCUGUACCCCUCACAGUGGCCAAGAGCCAGUUCUCCCGUUCCUCCAAAGCCCACAAGCAGAAGAUGAAGCUGGCUUGGGGCAGCAGCUGACUUAACUUCUACUGCACUCAGAGCCCAAGAAGAGAAAGCUGAGGGUAGAA
Molecule: messenger RNA, 1655 nt
Organism: Phyllostomus hastatus (greater spear-nosed bat)
Lineage: Eukaryota; Metazoa; Chordata; Mammalia; Chiroptera; Phyllostomidae
Gene: TOE1
Product: target of EGR1, exonuclease
Exons: 8
Coding region: 211-1605 (464 amino acids)
Biological process (GO): snRNA 3'-end processing
Cellular component (GO): Cajal body; cytoplasm
Molecular function (GO): 3'-5'-RNA exonuclease activity; snRNA binding; metal ion binding
Source: RefSeq, a predicted model, not a curated record